Molecule: messenger RNA, 806 nt
Organism: Pieris rapae (cabbage white)
Lineage: Eukaryota; Metazoa; Arthropoda; Insecta; Lepidoptera; Pieridae
Product: protein atonal-like
Exons: 1
Coding region: 28-486 (152 amino acids)
Molecular function (GO): protein dimerization activity
Source: RefSeq, a predicted model, not a curated record
GACAUCAAACUGUGCACCUGUGUCAAAAUGGCAACCGAUACUUACGGACAUCGACUUUUGUACUCCGAAAAGGACAUCUUUUCGUCUGAUGUUAUGUUGGAGUACUCCACUGAGGAGUGCUACUUAAAUUGGCCGAGAUCACCAGACUCUGGACGCUCCAGUCUGGAGCCGACGUCUUCACUGGACGGCAACCACGAGUCGACCCACAUCGCAUAUAGAGGAUUACCAAACGAUAUUCUGGAAGAAGAAGACCUGGACGAAGGCUCUGGGAAACGGCGAGGGCGUGCAACCAGCGCUGCAGUGUUGAAACGUCGCCGUCUUGCCGCUAACGCCAGGGAGAGGCGGCGAAUGCAGAACCUCAACAAAGCCUUCGACAGACUGCGAGGCCACUUGCCGUCACUGGGAGCUGAUCGUCAAUUGUCCAAGUAUGAAACCCUGCAAAUGGCUCAGACGUACAUCGCGGCGCUGUAUGAACUAUUGCAGUAGUGGAGUGAAGUGGUUCUUAUGUGAGCUGUUGUGCAGUUUAUUCGUAAGAAAUAGUUGUAAUUGUACAUAAAUAAUGAAGCCAGUAUGAGAUUAUAGGUAUUCUGCCAAAAUGUAGCUGUACAGGGAUAUUUAUGACUAGAAUUAACCACGUUACCACCCUAGAUUAACCUUUGCGCAUAGCCUUGCUCUUUGCAAAUUACGCUUAUGUCAUUAAGUUUUGGAAAAUUACUUUUAUCAGCAAUCCGUCCUACCGAUUUUGUUAUUAUUAAGGUAUAACUUAUGUAAAACAUCUUGCCGUGAAAGUAUUAAUUUUAAUUUAG